Messenger RNA from Populus nigra (black poplar), 1975 nucleotides. Its product is annotated as transcription factor bHLH110-like. The coding region runs from base 641 to 1756 and encodes 371 amino acids. Lineage: Eukaryota; Viridiplantae; Streptophyta; Magnoliopsida; Malpighiales; Salicaceae. The transcript is spliced from 7 exons. Gene Ontology annotation, biological process: regulation of transcription by RNA polymerase II. Gene Ontology annotation, molecular function: protein dimerization activity; DNA-binding transcription factor activity, RNA polymerase II-specific; RNA polymerase II cis-regulatory region sequence-specific DNA binding. The record is from RefSeq and is a predicted model, not a curated record. Gene Ontology annotation, cellular component: nucleus.
UCAGUGGGAUUAAAGGUUUACUCUUCAUGUUUGUGGCAGACCCUCUUUUUCAUUAGAUAUAUGAUUAAUGAAUAAUCAAAAAUAAAAUUAAUGACUAUACAUGCACUAAACAAAAGCUGCUAUAGAAUCUUAGUUUUUCUUGCCCAAGUUUUGCUAUUACACAAGUGGGGAGAAUAAAUAUUGCGAGUUUCAGGUUUGCCAUUAUUUCCCCCUACCUUUAGGACCUUUGCUUGCCUUUCUCCAAAACAAGGGCAGAUUAUGGUCAAGUAAUAGAGUUCUUCAGUUAUAUAGUACCCUUUCUCAUGAUCGCUAUGUAUCCAGAGAGUGCAGAAACCUUCAUCUAAAUACGAUUUUAGAGCAAAGUCAAGCUGCAAAAUGUUUCUUCUUUAAAGUGACGAACAAGCUAGGGAAAACUCCGAGAGAGAAGAAAGACAUGGUUUCUGAUUUCUUUGAUAUGCAUGCUACUUUGAAGUCGAGACCAGGAAGUGAAGAGAGAAUAUAACUGAGGAAAAUAGAUAAGUAAAGGUAAGCAAGGAGGUUUUCGUGGGUGAUUCUUUCAGUAGAAAGUGAGAGGUUAUGAAAUCAUCCCAGUUAAUUUAUUAGGCUUUUCUAUGGAUUUUCAAGUCUAAGAAGUUACAUAAUGGAGCGUGGAAAUCUCAACCUCCAGCAUCAGUUUCAAGAACAGUUUACAGGAUAUUAUUCUUCUUUUUCAUCACAACCUGCUGAAUACAGUAAGGUUUCAAGCAUCAGUGACUUGAACCCAGAAGCUGCAGGCAUAAUUUUAAAUAUUAGCAGUAAUACCCACAACAACUAUCUAACUGACUGCAUCCCGAAUUCAAGUGUGUCUUUGCCACCUGUUUCCAUGACUCAAGGAUUGAGUUUCUGCCACGCAUCUAGUUUCAACCAACAAUCUGCAGCCGGUGAAUUGCUUCUGGGAAAGACCAAAGAAGAGUUCCCAGACUCUUUUUGCAAGCUGAGUGACAUGAUGCACACUAGCUCUAAUGUAGAGGAAACAGAUUUUAUGUCAUCAAAAUACGAACACCAAAAUUCUCAUGAUCUAGGUGAAAAUCAAUGGUCUCCCAAUAGCUUUUCUUCUCUUCAACAUAUUUUCUAUUCUAAUGCUCAAAAUGCAGAAAAUCUGCAGAAUCUAUCUGCUUGUAGAAGAUAUAAUUUUAGCCAUAUCUUGCCAACUAUCAAUAUCUCAAAGUCAGAUUUGUGUUCUUCAUUAGUAUCAAGUUCUUUGGACUUGAACAUACAAACCAUGGAUCUCUUAUCAACAAGUACUUAUGAUGGUGACACCAGUUCUAGCCAGUCUUCAGAAAAUACUCUCGAUCAUUUCAUGCGAGAACUUAAAGAUAGCCCUUCAAAUAGCUACAACAAUACAUCAACAUUUGAAGAUGGAUAUGGGAGAAAAAAGAGACCUAGCAGUGUUUCUCAGUUAAAUAACUUCCUUGCUGAAGCUAAGAAGAAUCGGCCCGCGCCACCAUCCUGCCCAACUUUGAAGGUCAGGAAGGAGAAACUAGGGGACAGGAUUGCAGCUCUUCAGAGGCUGGUGGCACCUUAUGGCAAGACAGACACUGCCUCUGUAUUGACAGAAGCAAUUGGGUACAUACAAUUUCUGCAUGACCAAGUGCAGACAAUGAGCGUACCGUAUAUGAAGUCAUCAAACAUCAAGCCAGCUAGAACGGCGCAAGCGUGUUCAAGUGAGGAAGAUGGGAAGGGACAACAAAAGAGAGAUCUUAGAAGUAGAGGCUAAUGCCUUGUGCCCCUAUCUUGCGUAUCGUUCUUUAACACUUGCGAUGGCGACAUCUAAAGAUCCCCAAGGAAAUAAUUGAAGAUGGAAUAUGAGAAGGAAGUUUGAUGACUUCAUGAUGGGCUCAAGGCUGCAAUAAAGAAAGGUUCUCCAUGUGAAAUGUUUAGUUUUAGCAAUGCAAAAUCUAUGAUUCAUAAAUGGAAUGAACAAGUAUUUCUUUUA